This is a messenger RNA of Trichoplax adhaerens, 1422 nucleotides long. RefSeq lists its product as uncharacterized. The record is from RefSeq and is a predicted model, not a curated record. The transcript is spliced from 12 exons. Gene Ontology annotation, cellular component: calcineurin complex; cytoplasm. Gene Ontology annotation, molecular function: calmodulin binding; calmodulin-dependent protein phosphatase activity. Lineage: Eukaryota; Metazoa; Placozoa; Uniplacotomia; Trichoplacea; Trichoplacidae. Gene Ontology annotation, biological process: calcineurin-mediated signaling. The annotation marks the transcript as partial.
AUACCUAGUCCACCGACCAAGAUUCUCGCGUUCGAUGAUGUCUUUCAAGAUGGUAAACCCAACAUAGAUAUCUUGAAAGCGCACUUUAUGCUAGAGGGUAGAAUUGAAGAAGCAGCGGCGUUAAAGAUUAUAAAAGAUGGAGCUAUAAUAAUGCGUGGAGAAAGUACAAUGUUAGAGAUCGAAGCUCCUGUGACUGUUUGCGGCGAUAUUCAUGGUCAAUUCUAUGACCUAAUGAAGUUAUUCGAGGUUGGUGGUUCACCGGGUACUACCAAAUAUCUAUUUCUUGGCGAUUAUGUCGAUAGAGGUUACUUUUCUAUUGAGUGUGUAGUAUAUCUUUGGGCUUUGAAAACCUUGUAUCCGAAAAUGAUGUUCAUGCUUCGUGGCAACCAUGAAUGUCGGCACUUGACUGAGUAUUUCACCUUCAAGCAAGAAUGUAAAAUAAAAUACUCUGAAAAUGUUUAUGAAGCGUGCAUGGACGCAUUUGACUGUCUACCACUUGCAGCCUUAAUGAAUCAACAGUUCUUAUGUGUACAUGGUGGUCUAUCUCCUGAAAUCCAUAACUUAGAAGAUAUAAAAAAGUUGGAUCGCUUUAGAGAACCUCCUGCUUUUGGUCCAAUGUGUGAUUUGCUAUGGUCCGAUCCCCUGGAAGAAUACGGCAACGAAAAAACAACCGAGCAUUUCAGCCACAAUAGCGUUAGAGGCUGCUCUUACUUUUUCAGUUAUCAUGCAAUUUGCGAAUUCUUACAACAAAAUAAUCUGCUGUCUAUUAUUCGCGCUCAUGAAGCUCAAGACGCUGGUUAUCGAAUGUACAGGAAAAGCUUGACAACCGGUUUUCCCUCCCUUAUUACUAUAUUUUCUGCUCCAAAUUAUUUGGAUGUUUAUAAUAACAAAGCUGCUGUUCUAAAAUACGAAAAUAAUGUCAUGAACAUUCGUCAGUUUAAUUGUUCUCCUCAUCCUUACUGGUUACCAAAUUUUAUGGAUGUUUUUACAUGGUCACUACCAUUUGUCGGAGAAAAGGUUACUGAAAUGUUGGUAAAUGUUUUGAAUAUCUGCACUGAGGACGAACUCGCAAACGAUGAAGAGGCAGCAGCGGCGGCGGCGGCUGCUAAUCUAAAUGUGCAGCAAAGACGUGAAGUUAUCAAGAAUAAGAUUAGAGCAAUUGGAAAGAUGGCUCGUGUGUUUACUGUGUUACGGGAAGAAAGUGAAACCGUGUUACAACUCAAAGGCCUUACACCUUCUGGAACGUUACCUGCUGGCACUUUAUCUGGAGGCAAAAGUUCCCUUCUUGACGCUAUCAGUGGUCAUGAUCCACAUCAUGCUAUUAGUAGUUUUAGUGAAGCUAAAGAUCUCGAUCGAUUUAAUGAAAGAAUGCCACCUAGAAAAGAUCGCGUGGAACCAUCUAAUACUGGUGCUGAAGCUUAG